AUGAAUAUCCCACCAGGCUUCCCCCACCAACCGCCCCAGCCUGCACCUUCACAAGAGAAUGAGCUCAAGGCAAUGCUAAAGCAACUACUUCAAGGGCAAGCUGAUGGGGUAGUGGACACAAGCAAGAAGCUAGCUGAAAUAAACUCUAAGAUCGAGAACCUCAACACAAGGGUUUACUCUCUGGAGAAUCAUGCUUCUUCUGUUGCUGCUGCUACAAAGCAAGGACAACUACCUGGUAAAGCUAUUCAGAACCCCAAGGAACAGUGCAAGGUCAUCUUCACUCAAGAAGGACUUGUUGAAGAAGAGGAUCAAGAAAGGGUCAUUGAAGAUUUUUGUUUACUGCUGAAUGAUGAAGAGAUUGUUGCUGCUGAGGCUCCUGGAGUCCAGAUUGAUCAACCAGAAGUGCAUGCACCUACUGUGGCCAUUCACACUUCACCAGUUGAGCUCGCACGACAAGCUCGAUCGGCAGCUCGAUCGAGUCCAACUCUAGCUCGAUCGAGUCCGACCUCUUCUGUCCGACAGCCUGUUUUGCUUGAUCCUUAUCAACCGGUUGCCGCUUCCUCGUCUCGCCUACUUAGUCAAGGUCACAAGGAAGUGAUUCACAAGUUCAGAAGAGAUCUCAGUGGGAUUGGAAUUGAGUUGCCUACUAUGGAUAGCAUGAGUGAGGCAUUUGAUCAAAUGCAAAUGGUCAAGGAUGUUCUAGCCAACAGUGAUAAAGUUUCAGAGGUCCUACAAGAGUCUACUCAUCAGUUCAACCUGCUUACUUCACCCACCUUCCUACCAAAGGUCAAGGAUCAAGGGAAAUUCACUCUCCCUUGCACACUUGGGCAUCUUGAGAUUGACAAUGCCUUAGUGGAUUCUGGAGCAAGCAUCAAUCUGAUCUCUCUCUCCAUGGCAGAGAAGCUAGGCAUUGCUGGAGCCUUGCAGCGCCCUACUACUUCAAUCAUGUUUGGAGAUGCAACUUCUAAGUCUCCUCUUGGAGUGUUCAAGAACUAUCACUUGAAAAUUGGAGAAUGCAUCAUCCAAACUGAUCUCACUGUGAUGGAAAUGGAAGAAGAGAAGGAUUUGCCUUUGCUAUUGGGAACCCCUUUCCUUAGUACAGUUGGCGCUUCAAUGACUUUCACAAGCAAGAAUACCAAUCUCAGUUCUAAGAGUCAUGGAGCUACAAAGGUUGUGAAGGAAAGGGUUGACAAGGAACCAAGAGUUGGGAAGGAUAAGGAUGAGAGAGGACCAAGGAUUGAGAAGCCACGUCUUGAGAGGGCUAGAGUUGAGAAACCACGAUCUGAUAGGCCAAGAGCUGAGCGACUUGUUCAAGCCCCUUGUGUGCUUGAUGAAGAGAGCCUUCAAGCUUUGUUUGAUGAGCCACUAGGAAGGGCUCUACAAGAAGGGGAGGAUGCAGCCUCUAAGGCAAGACCAGGAGAUAAAAGAAAGGAUCCACCAGCUCAGGCCCCUUCAGUCAAGCCAUCUCAGCUCACAAUGACUUUGUUCCCCACCAAGUUUGAAAAUGGGAAGAUUGAGUACAAGAUAAGGUACAAGGGGAGAUCAAGGCCAUUCUCUAGAGCCAAGGCCUUGGUGACUUCAGAACAGUCCAGGGACCCAACCAAGCUAAAGGAGCUUCUGUCUCAAGUCCUCACUAUCACCCUUGAUGGUGGGACUAGCUCAACCAAUGCCUAA
Molecule: messenger RNA, 1674 nt
Organism: Microthlaspi erraticum
Lineage: Eukaryota; Viridiplantae; Streptophyta; Magnoliopsida; Brassicales; Brassicaceae
Source: the annotation of a GenBank genome assembly